Molecule: messenger RNA, 6770 nt
Organism: Trematomus bernacchii (emerald rockcod)
Lineage: Eukaryota; Metazoa; Chordata; Actinopteri; Perciformes; Nototheniidae
Gene: smg6
Product: SMG6 nonsense mediated mRNA decay factor
Exons: 19
Coding region: 19-5004 (1661 amino acids)
Biological process (GO): nuclear-transcribed mRNA catabolic process, nonsense-mediated decay
Cellular component (GO): telomerase holoenzyme complex
Molecular function (GO): telomeric repeat DNA binding; protein binding; telomerase RNA binding
Source: RefSeq, a predicted model, not a curated record
GUUUCAGUGAAAGCAAAGAUGGCGAACGAACUGGACAGAGUGCGAAUCUCAGCUGCGGAACUCCGAGCUGAAGCGUCGAAUUCAAUCAAUAUUGAUGACUGUCAGAAAGAGGAGCAACAAGAGUAUCACGUACACAAGCAGCAAAGGAAGCGAGAAGGAAAGCACCCUCGCCCUGAACUGCAGCGCUACCAGCCAGUAGCUGGAAAUGGAAGGUGUCACCGUGACGAUGAGGAGGGAGAAACGAGUGGCCCUCUGUCCGCUGAUUCCCAUGAUGAACCACCACAGAGUGAGAAAAAGGUUGAAAAAGCUUUAGAGAGACAUGGGUGCACAGACAGUGGGGCGGUCACCGACAAAAGGGAAGAAGACAGGAAGAGAGGUGAUGGUAGUAACACUCAGAACGGUAGAAAAGGCAACAGCUCCCAGUCUAAAGCAGAAGUAAAUCAAGAGAAAGUUUCUGUUGAAGAUGACAAAGACCACCAGGAACCCGUUGGAGCUGCUAGGGCAACACGAAAAGCUCGAAAACCAGACCGAGAAUUGUAUCAACCUGGGAGCCGAAGAAGCAUCCAGGGAAAAGACUGUGGAGUUGGAAAAGAGCAGGAUAAGCCUCCAGCUAGCAAUAACGGGCAGAAAAGUGAGCCAGAGUCCCAGAUAAGUACAGGAGAAAAAGAGGGGAACCAAAAAACUUGUUUACAGGAGCAGGAAGGGGGAAAUAAAGAAGUAAAGGUUAAACCGGACAACAUAAAAUUGCCUAAAUCCACUGAGACAAACCGAAAGCAAGGAGGCCGAGAUGUGGAAAAAAAAGCAUUACCCUCCAAUGCUACGGUGGACGAAAUGACUAGCAAACUUGACAAACUUGGCAUGAAAGAAAAGGUGGGAUGUGACAGCCAAGUCAUUGACGAGUUAAGUUGCGAGAGAGGGGAAACAUCUUCCAAGGAAAAGAGAGGCCAAGGUAGAGGAACAAAAGAGGAGGAGGAAAAGGUAGAAAUGAAAAGGGAAAAAGGAAACCGCAACAGAAGGGGAGAAGAUAAGGAAAGGGAGAGUAAUCCAGAUUCCAGACGAGGGAAAGAGGAAGCAGGCAGUCGAGGAAAGGUUGACCGGGGGAAAGCUGAGAAGGAAAGAGACAAGAGAGCACCAGACGCAGACAAGGAUAAUAAACCAGGUAACACAGGAGAGUCGCACCAAAGCAAAGGAAGAGAGAAUCGCAGAGAAAGCAAAAGAGGAGACAACAACAACAACAACCGGUCAAGAGAUGCUGAAAACGAUGCUAAAACCGAAAGAAACACAGACAGGGCAGUGGAAGGAGGCGAUAGAAACAAAUCCAAUGCAAACAGCACGACGCCAACCUCAAAACGCUAUUCCAAGUCAGAUAUUCGCCGCUCACGGAAUCGCACUUACAGCAGCAGCUCAGCCAGCAGCGUGACCAGCCUGGAUGGCCCUCGAGUAAGGAUGGAUGUGGAGCGUACCAAGUGGCCUCGCUCUGAGCCUAAGCACAAAGAGGGGGUUGCUACAAGCGGAGCAGGACGGAGAAGUCAUUUAAAAAGCUGGACAACCAAUGGGGAAUCAUCCACAGAGUCAAUGGAAGGGAGUGAGAUGAGUGACAAAGCAGAAGAGAGGAAAAGAAGAGGUGGCAGGGAAGAACUAAGUGCUGAGAGGCGGAGGGUAGAGAGGAGCAAACCAAAGGGAACCAGAGGGGGAGAUAGGGGAAUCCUUAGGGUCUCUCUAGAAAAACUGCCAGGUACCCCAUCACAUGUUGCCGUAUCACAACAUCGCACGCCAGGCUUGGUUCCCCGGGGCAGAGGGGGGGGUAUCCUGAUACUUCCUGCUCGCACAGACAUCUCUAAUUCUCCUGAGGUCGGGCAGAGGCUUCUUUUUGGUGGUAUCAGGGGAGGGGGAGCCGCCAGAAGUAGAGGAGGCCGAGGAGGAGGAGCGAGGCGUCUCUGGGAUCCAAACAACCCCGACCAGAAGCCAGCUCUCACCAGCACCCAGUCCUCGCAGCAUUCAUCUCGCCAGCAGCCUGUAUAUCUUCAGACAGGGGCUGGAAUUGGUCAACUUCACUUCCUGGACACAGACGAUGAGGUGGCAGGAAGUCCUCCGGUCGCGCAGGGUGAUCACUUUCGAGCCCAGCAGGUCGCUGCCAUGGCCUUUUACAAAUUCCAAAACUCUGACAACCCUUACGGCCACCCCGUGCCAGCCAGCAACUCACACAGUCCUGGCAGCACCGCCAGCCCGCGCUAUGCAUACCCUUAUCAAAUGGGACCCUACCAAAUGGCUCCCGCUAAUGGUAUGUACCCUGUGGGUCAAUUCUGUGGGAGUUACAGGGGAGCAGGUUAUCCCCAGCCUGUUGCAGGAGGUAGUUUGACAUCGGAAGAGGUGGAGCAACAAGCCAGAGGGGAGCUGGGGAGGAUGCUGAGGGCUGCGGACGCACAGGAGCUUCAGCUCAGCAACCUGCUGUCCCGGGACAGAGUGAGUGCUGAGGGACUGGAACGCAUGGCCCAGCUCAGAGCUGACAUUUUGGGGCUCUAUGAGCAGGUCCUCCUGACAGACAUCGACUACUCUGACUCGCAGAACGUGGAUCAAGCUCUGUGGAAGAAUGUCUUUUACCAGGUCAUAGAGCGCUUCCGGCAGCUCCUCAAAGACCCCGCCUAUGACAACACACCUCAUGUAAAGAACAUGCUGCUCACACUGCUCGAUGAGGGGGCUCUUUUCUUUGACGCGCUGCUACAGAAGCUGCAGACGGUGUACCAGUUUAAGUUACAGGAUUACAUGGAUGGGAUAGCUAUCAGGGCUCGGCCAUUGCGUAAAACGGUGAAGUAUGCACUUAUCAGUGCUCAGCGCUGCAUGAUUUGUCAGGGAGAUAUAGCGCGUUACCGGGAACAGGCCAGUGACUCGGCCAACUACGGCAAGGCUCGCAGCUGGUACCUGAAAGCCCAGCAGAUCGCCCCCAAAAAUGGACGACCAUAUAACCAGCUGGCCCUGCUGGCCGUUUAUACAAAUAGGAAGUUGGAUGCUGUGUAUUAUUACAUGCGCAGCUUGGCAGUUUCCAACCCCAUCCUGACUGCAAAGGAGAGCCUGAUGAGUCUGUUUGAAGAAGCUAAGCGCAAGAUCGAGCAGCUUGAGCGAAGGAGGAGACAGGAGCACGAAGGAGGCUCCAGGGGCCCGGCAGUUAAAGGAAGAGGGCGAGGGGAGGAUGGAGCCCGCGUGGAGAUCUGGAUUCGCCCCAGCGGACAGGCGGCGACCCCGUCCUCUCAGAGAGGCGGCAGUGAAUCCAGCAGAGACUCGGAACAGGACGGAGAGCUGGGCAGUCUCAGCGCUAGUGAUCUAAAUAAGAGAGUCAUUCUGAGCUUCCUGCAUGCACAUGGAAAGCUCUUCACCAAAGUGGGAAUGGAGUCCUUCCCCGGAAUGGCCACCCGUGUUCUGCUGGAGUUUAAGACGCUGCUUCAGCACAGCCCUUCACUACUGGGCAGCACGCACAUGCUGCAGAUCAUCACCAUCAACAUGUUCACAAUACACAACGCCCACAGCAGAGCUGAAGACAAGGAGGUGCGGUCUGUUUUACAAGAGCAGAGCACCGCCCUGGGUCUGGGCAUGUUUGCUCUGCUGGUGCAGCGCUGCACCGAGCUGCUGAAGGAAACUCCUACAGAACCAGUCCCCAUGGCAGAUGGAGAGGAAGAGGGUAAAGGGGAGGAGCUUGAGGGUAUGAUGAGGGUCUCUGCCUUCUCAUUGGACCUCAGAGAGCUGCUGCCAAGUAUCAAGGUGUGGUCUGACUGGAUGUUGGGACAGCCAGACCAGUGGAACCCACCACCGUGCAGCAUAGAUGGCAGCCCUGAUGUGUGGCAGGGCCUGGCUGACCUGUGUAACAUGCUAGCCCGUGUGGACCAUGAGGAGGUGCCGCUGUACAAAGCCGACACUGAAGAAGUUGAGGGCGAUGAGGAGCUGACCGUGCUGCAGUUGAAGGAGGACCGGCUGCUGGCUGGCUUUGUACCGCUGCUCGCUGCACCACAGGAGCCUUGUUACACAGACAGACACACUGACGUGGCAAUAGCAGCAGAUUGUAAGAGAGUGACGGUGCUGAAGUACUUUCUGGAGGCUUUGUGUGGACAGGAAGAGCCUCUGUUGGCCUUCAAGGGAGGCAAAUACAUCUCUGUGGCAACUUCUCCUCCACUUAACCACUCCAAGAAUACAAAGAGCAGGCAGGACUCUCUGACAGAGAAAGAGGCUGAUGAUGUCAUAAUUGAGGCAGAGUCGUCUCUCUCGGCAUCAGAGGGAGAGGAGGAUGCCGAAGAUGUGGGAGACAGUGAGAAUGACAUCAGAGAACUGAAGGCGCGACGCCAUGUUCUCACCAACAAACUGGCACAGCAACAGAAGCGCAGGGAUAAAAUACAGGCGGUGCUGCAGACAGGCGGGCAGUUGGAGCUGGAAGUGAGGCCUCGGUUUUUGGUUCCAGAUACCAACGGAUUCAUUGAUCACUUAGGAGGCUUGAAGAAAGUCCUUCAGUGUGGAACAUACAUUAUAGUUGUGCCACUCAUCGUGAUUACAGAAUUAGAUGGCUUGGCUAAAGGCCAGGACAACUUUGCUGGAGGAAUGGGACCAGGAGGGCGCACCACUGGUGGCCGUGGCAACUAUAAUGUUAAUACAGCCCAUGUGCGGGCCGUGCAGGAGAAGGCCCGGCUGGCGGUGAGUUUCCUAGAGAAAGGUUUCGAAGCCAGGGAGCCGUGUCUCAGAGCUCUGACCAGCAGAGGGAACCAGCUCGAGUCUAUCUCCUUCCGCAGUGAAGACACCUCUGGACAGCAGGGUACCAAUGACGAUGUGAUUCUGUCCUGCUGCCUCAACUACUGCAAAGACAAGGCCAAAGAUUUCAUGCCUGAUCAGAGAAACGGGACAGUGAAGCUCCAAAGGGAAGUGGUGCUCCUUACAGAUGACCGUAACCUGCGCGUCAAAGCAUUGACCCGCAACGUCCCAGUGCGAGACAUCCCUGCUUUCCUCAGCUGGGCCAAAGUGGGCUGAACCAGGCUAAGCUGGAAUCAAAGGAACCCAACUGUGGAAGCCUGCUUGCCAGCCAGCCACGAGAGAAGACACACUUGAGCAGAGAAAGAAAAGGAGAUGGCAGGGAGGAGGAAAUGAUCAAGAAAGAGUAGAACCACUUCUUAUGAAAAUCAAGCAAAUGUAGUGAGAGCAGGGUGGGUUAAAUUAGCCUUUUCCCUCUUGUGAUGAAGUGUGUGUGUAUGCAUGUGUUAAGAUCAGAGAGCUUCCCCUGGAAAGAGACAGGGAGACUUGAGAAGUCUCAGAAAGGCUGGAGCCUUGAGUCUCUGCGCCUAGUUGGUGAGUGUGUACUCUGCAAGUGGCAUUACAUUUGAGGCUGAUGACAAAAUGAGACAGUGAGAAAGAGAGUGUUAAUGGUCAUUUAGUUGAUUAAAGACAACUGUAUUGAAGGCCAAACCUGGCGCUUCCACACUUCUCUUAGGGCCCAUAGACUGCUGUGUUCCUACAGCAGAGCUGAGAGGGUGGGCACAGCUGGAGGGUCUUUGUCAGUGCUGUAAAAAGUGGCUGAUUGUAGUGAGGGUAAUUUGGCCCUAAAGCAACCCUCGGCACAUCCAAGGAAUCUCAUGCCGGUUAUGGCAUUUCCUGCUUACCCAGGAAGUUUGUGUUGCCUGAUAGGUAACCUUGGUUUCCCCUCCAGCUGCAUACUAAUAUUGAGUUUGGCUGAUGUAAGAAAACUAUUUAAAACAACAAAACACAUUAUUUAUUUAUUUAUUUAGCUUUGGAGCUUUUGUUUCCUGCAUAGAUUAAUUUUCUCCACUUGGAAAAUUUGACAAAAAGCCUUUGUGAAAUGUUCAUGUUUUUUUUCUUUACAUAUUGGUGAAUUGAGCAGUAUACCAAUUCACAGGUAUUUGAUGUCAAGACUACUCAGUUGUUCUAUCAUCUAUCCCUUCAUUUUUUGUAGUUUAUACUGUUCGACCCAGGUGUGCUUUAGAUGUUAGGAUGUUAGCUCCUUUACGUUGACUGUCGGAUACUUUAUUAUCGAGUGCCAUUAGUGCAUUUUUCGCUUUAUUUUCUAAUUCAUCUUUACCUUCAGUCUUUCUUUUAUCUUUUCAGUUAAUACCACCACAACAGUUAACCUUUAAAAUGUGAUUAAUCACCAAUUGCAGUUUUCCUCUGUCUGGUUUUUCUUUUUUGUUUAGGUCCUAUGUAUUUCUCUUUUGUAUACAUGCAGUAUACCGCCACAAAUUACAGCCUGUAAAAGUCACCUCAACUUUAAGCAAUACAUUGCUGAUACACCGUCUAAAACAUUCAACACAUAGGAACUAUUUCUGUUUUUGGGACAGUUUGAGGAGAUACUGAGUUAUGGUCUGUGUUUCUGUCUGCAUUUGAGACAGUGUCUGGAGGCUCUUAAUAGAGUAGUAAUAGUAUUUUACACCUAUGUUAUCUUGUUAUGUUUCAUCAUACACAAUACAUUCACUUGCCACAGUUUCAUAAUAUUAAUUUAAAAAUAAUACUGUAGUGGCUUGUCCACUUUGUUCCUUGUACCUUUUUUUCAGCUUGGCUCGUACAGUUUCUAUCAGCAGUUGAUGUUUCAGUAUUUGUGAGAACCUGUUUAGAGGUUUAUUAGCUUUUUCAGCCAAUAUUUUCUGUUGCUAAUUAAUUUUCAGUCCAAUCUUUUGUGUUAAGUGGCUCUGCUGCAGUGUUUUAGUGUAGGAGCAAAUGUAGUAAAUACAUGGUUAAUUUAACACAUUACGUUUUCAUUUAUCAUCAUUAAAAAUCUUUUGAUGGCA